AUGUCAUUGAAAAGCUUUGAUAUCGGGCGUGGUAUUGGUAAAGGACAAUUUGGUCGUGUUUACAUUGCAAAAGAAAAAGAAAGUGGUUAUAUAGUAGCUUUGAAAGUGCUAUCUAUUAGAGAACUAAUUAAAGCUAAUGCUGAAAGACAAUUGAGACGCGAAGUAGAAAUUCAGGCCAAUCUAAGACAUCCAAAUAUUCUUCGACUUCUUGGGCAUUUUCAAGACAAUAUAUAUUUUGUCUUGAUUCUUGAAUAUGCUGCCAAAGGAGAACUUUAUAAGCAACUUGUGAAAUCAGGUAGACUUAAAGAAAAGAAAGCAUCAAGGUAUAUUGCGCAAAUGGCUGGGGCUUUAAGCUAUAUUCACAAAAAGCACGUUAUUCAUCGAGAUAUAAAACCAGAGAACCUGUUGAUAGAUUUGAACGAUGAGAUCAAGAUUGCUGAUUUUGGAUGGUCUGUGCAUACACCAAGUCAAAGGCGUAAAACAUUUUGUGGAACAUUGGAUUAUAUUCCGCCAGAAAUGGUUGAAGGCAAAGAACAUGAUGAAAAGAUCGAUCUUUGGUCGCUUGGCGUUUUGUGCUACGAACUUCUGACUGGUACUGCUCCAUUUGAAGAAAGUGGUCAUACUGCAACAUAUAAACGAAUAGCAAAAGUUGAUUUCACACUUCCUGAUCAUUUGUCGUACGACGCUAGAGAUUUGAUUUGUUCGGUAACUAUCUUUUACAACCAAA
Molecule: messenger RNA, 727 nt
Organism: Racocetra fulgida
Lineage: Eukaryota; Fungi; Glomeromycota; Glomeromycetes; Diversisporales; Gigasporaceae
Source: the annotation of a GenBank genome assembly